ACACAUAUGAUCCAUGACCACUUUGAUUAUUAUUCGAGUAAUCAAUAAACAAUUCCUUUUAAUUGAUGAAUGCAUUUAUUGAAGAAUUAAAUACUUGCGGAAACUGGUAUCCAGUGAGAGAAAGCUUAUAAAAAUAUACACAUUAAAACUCUCAUAUGAAACUGCAAAGAGAGAGACGAGACGAAGAAGAAGAAGAAGAAGAAGAAGAAGAAGAAGAAGAAGAGGCGUCCCGUUGCUGCAGCUCUAACCAAUACAAAAAACUCUCUUCUUCUUCGACCUAAUCAACAAUCGAAUCGAUCAGAUUCGGUCGGUUUCAAAAGGAUGAAGAUGGCGGCGAACGGCCGGUUCUUCACAAUCGGGCUCGUGGCGUCGUGGUACUCGUCGAACAUCGGAGUCCUGCUGCUGAACAAGUACCUGCUGAGCAACUACGGGUUCAAGUACCCGAUCUUCCUCACCAUGUGCCACAUGACGGCGUGCUCGCUGCUCAGCUACGUGGCCAUCGCGUGGAUGAAGAUGGUCCCUAUGCAGACGGUCCGAUCCCGCGUCCAGUUCCUCAAGAUCGCGGCGCUGAGCCUCGUUUUCUGCGUGUCGGUGGUGUUCGGGAACAUCUCCCUCCGGUUCCUUCCGGUCUCGUUUAACCAGGCGAUCGGCGCCACGACGCCGUUUUUCACGGCCGUGUUUGCGUAUUUGAUAACGCUUAAGAGGGAGGCUUGGUUGACUUAUGCCACGCUCGUCCCUGUUGUUACCGGUGUUGUCAUUGCCAGUGGGGGUGAACCAAGUUUCCACCUGUUUGGGUUCAUUAUGUGCAUUGCAGCCACAGCUGCGAGAGCGCUUAAAUCAGUUCUCCAAGGGAUUUUGCUAUCUUCAGAAGGGGAGAAGCUAAACUCCAUGAAUCUCCUCCUUUACAUGGCUCCAAUAGCUGUUGUGUUCCUUCUUCCUGCUACCCUUAUCAUGGAGAAGAACGUUGUUGGCAUCACUAUUGCACUUGCCAGAGACGAUUUUAGAAUCGUUUGGUAUCUGCUUUUCAAUUCCGCCCUCGCUUAUUUCGUCAACUUGACCAAUUUCUUAGUCACUAAACACACCAGCGCUCUGACUCUGCAGGUGCUAGGAAACGCCAAAGGUGCAGUAGCGGUGGUGGUUUCGAUCCUAAUAUUCAAGAACCCUGUCUCAGUGACUGGAAUGUUGGGUUACUCGCUCACUGUCUGCGGAGUUAUUCUCUACAGUGAAGCCAAGAAACGAAGCAAAUGAGAAGUUUCUUUUUACUGUGAACAAGAAACCUUAAACACAGCAUCUUGGGACCAAGCAUCAAAGGAUCAGAGUUCCAACAAGCUAUCAUUUAGAGGACUUGAUGACAAAUACGUGAUAUUUUUUUCCCCUUCUUUGCUCUUUUUGUUAUUGUGUUUUCUACAGCUUUUGUCAUAGGUUGUACCAAGAGUAACUUGGAUUUAGCUUUUCUUAUUUUUUGUCGAUUCUUUUACAAUCUAGUUUUGUGAUAUCAACAAUUUACAAACACUGAUUAAUUAAUGGAAAAGACAAAAGGCUUUUUUCUUUCA
Messenger RNA from Brassica oleracea var. oleracea, 1553 nucleotides. Its product is annotated as probable sugar phosphate/phosphate translocator At3g11320. Gene Ontology annotation, molecular function: antiporter activity. Gene Ontology annotation, cellular component: Golgi apparatus. The coding region runs from base 322 to 1248 and encodes 308 amino acids. The record is from RefSeq and is a predicted model, not a curated record. NCBI's taxonomy places the organism in Eukaryota, Viridiplantae, Streptophyta, Magnoliopsida, Brassicales, Brassicaceae. The transcript is spliced from 4 exons.